Messenger RNA from Acipenser ruthenus (sterlet), 8223 nucleotides. Its product is annotated as nuclear factor 1 B-type. Gene Ontology annotation, cellular component: nucleus. The record is from RefSeq and is a predicted model, not a curated record. Bases 510 to 2216 code for a protein of 568 amino acids. Gene Ontology annotation, biological process: regulation of transcription by RNA polymerase II. Gene Ontology annotation, molecular function: RNA polymerase II cis-regulatory region sequence-specific DNA binding; DNA-binding transcription factor activity, RNA polymerase II-specific. The transcript has 12 exons. Lineage: Eukaryota; Metazoa; Chordata; Actinopteri; Acipenseriformes; Acipenseridae.
GAGGAGUAUGACUGUAAUUAAAUGGAAAAAAAAGAAAUCUUGAGACCGAGUUGUAGGGAACGAGCAGUCUAAAGGUUGCAGCUGGUCGAUUUCAAGUUUGGAAAGUAAAUACAGUACUAGAACAUUGGCGCCUUCUGCUUUUUUUUUCUUAACAGGUUUACAAAAUCUUUUUGAAUUUAAGACUGCUGCUAUUUUAUUUUCAUAUUUAGUAUAUUUCAAAGUAUAUCAGCUGAAUCUUUUUGGAUUUAACCAUUUUGGGGACUUGUGUGAACUUCAUUCAGCAGAGCGAUCCUUAAACAUUCAAUUUAAAUUUAAAUGAGAAAGCAAGCUUCUCCCAACUUUUCUCUCGCUCUGAGAUAAGAUUUUUAAUUUGAGUUUUUAUGCGGCUGUAACCUCGAUUGAUCCAAGCGCUUUUGAACGUGAGGUGGAAAAUGAAUCGAUAAAGUCACCCACCUGAUGUUUUGACGGGGUGUUUUUUUGCAACCAGCCAGUUGUUGUUAAGCAACGACAUGAUGUAUUCUCCUAUUUGUCUAACGCAGGAUGAAUUUCAUCCGUUCAUCGAGGCACUUCUUCCACACGUCCGUGCAAUCGCCUACACUUGGUUUAACCUCCAGGCCCGAAAGCGCAAGUACUUCAAGAAGCACGAGAAGCGGAUGUCAAAGGAUGAGGAGAGAGCGGUCAAGGAUGAGCUGCUCGGUGAAAAGCCUGAGAUCAAACAGAAGUGGGCAUCCAGGCUGCUCGCCAAGCUCCGCAAAGACAUCCGCCAAGAGUACCGGGAGGAUUUUGUGCUCAGUGUUACAGGGAAGAAGCAUCCUUGCUGCGUGCUGUCCAACCCAGACCAGAAGGGAAAGAUCAGGAGGAUCGACUGUCUCAGACAGGCCGACAAAGUCUGGCGCCUUGAUCUGGUCAUGGUGAUCCUUUUCAAGGGCAUCCCUUUGGAAAGUACGGAUGGAGAGAGGCUUGUGAAAUCCCCACAUUGUACCAAUCCAGCACUUUGUGUCCAGCCACAUCAUAUAACAGUAUCGGUCAAGGAGCUGGACUUGUUUCUGGCAUACUAUGUCCAGGACCAAGACUCCCAGCAGUCAGGAAGUCCAAGUAACAAUGAACCUGGAAAGAAUCCUCCAGUUUACCUUGAGGACAGUUUUAUCAAAUCAGGAGUCUUCAGUGUUUCAGAGCUAGUGCGAGUUUCCAGAAUGCCCAUCACCCAGGGAACCGGGGUGAAUUUCUCAGUCGGUGAGCUCCAGAGUCAGCCGUACUACCAUGACUUGAACUCGGGUUUAGGCCUGCACAGAUCGCUGUCCUCUCCACCCGGCAGCAAACGGCCUAAGACAAUCCCCAUAGAGGACAGCAUGGAGACAAGCCCAUCUGGAGACUUUUACUCUUCUCCCAGUUCACCAGCAAGUGGCAGCAGGACAUGGCAUGAAAGAGAUCAAGAUAUGUCUUCUCCCUCAAUGAAGAAGCCAGAGAAGCCAUUGUUUAGCCCCACAUCCCCCCAGGAUUCCUCUUCAAGACUGAGCACUUUCCCUCAGCACCAUCACCCGGGAAUCACUGGAGUCGGACACAGUGUUAUCUCAACAAGAAGCCCACCUCCGCCAUCACCGUUGCAGUUUUCAGCACCUUCUAUUCUCCCUCCUGCCCCGACCACCUACUUCUCUCACCCCACAAUAAGAUACCCACCACACCUGAACCCUCAGGAUACCCUGAAAAAUUAUGUACCAUCUUACGACCCGUCCAACCCACAAACCAGCCAGCCUAGCAGUGGUCAAGUUGUGGGGAAAGUGCCAGGCCAUUUCACCCAGGUGUUGGCACCGUCUCCACACCAUGGCUCAGUGCGACCCGUCACCUUGUCCAUGCCAGACACUAAACCCAUCACUACAUCGACAGAAGGUGAGGCAGCUUCACCCACCACAGCCACCUACACAGCCCCAGGCACACCCACUUCAAACAGGUUCGUGGGACUGAGCUCAAGGGACCCAGCCUUCUUACACCAGCAACAGCUGAGGAUUUGUGACUGGACCAUGAAUUCAAACGGCAGGCAUUUAUACCCCAGUGCCAGUGAGGAUACAUUGGGAAUUACUUGGCAAAGUCCUGGUACCUGGGCGAGCUUAGUUCCAUUCCAAGUGUCGAACGGGACUCCGAUUCUGCCAACAAGUGUCCAGAAUUACAGCAUAAACAUCAUUGGUGAACCCUUCCUUCAAGCAGAAACAAGUAACUGAAGGCAAAGAAGAAUAGAAGCAGAGCCAGCAGAACUGAGAAUAGUAAAAACACUACAGACCAGGAAGCAGCACUCACCGAAUCUCCAUUUUCUCAAUAAGGGGGCAUUGAAAAAAUACUAAACGGUUGUUUAAUGCACUCUGAUACUGAGACAGCUCUUGCCAGCUAGCCUUUGUAAAAAAAAAAAAAAAUUUUAAAAAGGUAAAUGUUGUAUAUUCAGUACAACUUUAGAUGCCUUAAUGUUUGCAUGAUAAGCUAGUUUCUAUUAAUCGUUUUUUCUUCUUUUAUGAGCUUUUGGGAGAACUAGUCCUGGUUUUGAGUGGGUUUAAAUCAUAAAAAAGGCUGACAAGCAACUGAAUUGUCGUUUAUUUUCAAAUUAAAUAGGCUGUCACCUGAAGAGGCCCAUGAAUCAAAACAUUAGCUACAUUUCCAUAGCAACAAAGUUGAAAAUCAGAUGCUUUUCUUCAGUUUGCCACAGUUCUGUCGAAGUUAACCUUUAACCUGUAAUCUUUUUGGUAUCAUUCUUACAUUUAGAUUAAGGUUAAAGGCUAAUACCUACACUAAAAAGUUUACUAAUACAAUAUACCUAAUUAAAGGUAACGAUAAUUGCCCCUUGCAUGGAUUUAGAUAUUUCCAUAACAAAAUUUAAAGCAUAUGAGGCAAGUGCAAUUUUAAAUGUAAUACUGAAGGGAAACUAUAGAAGUCGAGCAGCCCUAAGACUCUAAAUUGAGGGAAAUAAAAUGUUCGGGAUAUUUUUUUUUUUUUUUUUUUUUUUUUUACUUAAACAAUUUAGAUUUGUAUCCUUAAUUUACAAGGGGGAAAUUAUUUUAAAAAAAUGUAGACACAACUGUGCGUGAUAGGCAGUGUACACAAAUCAUAAAUACGAACGAAACAGCACUUAUAUUUUUAUGAGCCGUUCCCUCCCCUGGAGGCAGUCUUUAUUUAUUAUGAAUUUAAAAAUGGAGUGUGAAAAACACAUAUUGUGUAUAAAUGGCUUAUGACUCUAGCAUCACAGAAGCAGAAAAAGAAGAUGUGUUUGGCUGUUAGCUUAUGAAGCUACGGUUUACAAAAUUAUAUAUAUAUAUAUAUAUAUAUAUAUAUAUAUAUAUAUAUAUAUAUAUAUAUAUAUAUAUAAAGAAUGCAGGUUGCUCAAGUUAAAAAAUAAAAAUAAAAUAGAAUUCUGCACUCAAUGCAAACACUUGCCUGACAUAAAGGGUGCUGAAUAGUUGCAUGGUGCUUAUUGAACACUCGUGAUUCAGUAGAUCCCUUUGGUCACAAACACUAGCAGUGUGCAUGGCAGUUACUUUGCCUCUGCAUCUCAAAACAAGAUAUAUAUAAAAUAAUCUUUCCAAUAAUCUUAAUUUGCACGAAAAUCUAUAGUCCACAUUACGUGCCUUGCCUUUGAAUAUAACAGAGACAUCACUACACUUGUUUUUUGCUGCAUUUAUUACCAUUUUAAAAAUUAACAUUUUUAUGAUAAAAAAAAUAAUAAUAAUAAUAUUUUGUACUCUGGAUGAAAUUGUGUCAUCAUUGAUUUUUAACUACAUUUACUACUUUAUCUCUCAUUUAUAAUGCAUAUCAUGGCUGUGUAUAGUUGCCGUUUAAAAGUUUAUAAUCAACCAGCAUUAUUUUCAGAAUUUUUGGUGUUUUUUUCCUAAUAACCUUUCAUUUUUUCUUCCAUCUUCAAAUUACUAUUUUGGGGGUUUUCAGAUUUAUAAGAAUUAUGCAAUACCAAGUUUUGCCUAUGUACGUAGUGCUUAUAGCUGUAUUGAUUAUCAUAAGCUAGUAUGGAGAUAGAGAAUAUUGUAUGCGUUUAUUUUGGUGGUGUUGUUGUAUUUUUUUUUUUUGAUUGGCCAAAGUGGGUACUGCUUUCUAUGCAGUGUUAUAAGGUCUUUUUUGUGUACUAAGAGAUAGACAUGGGGUGUUGUUUCUUUUUUAUACUGGGAGGGGAGGGGAGGUAAGUGAUUCUAAUUGUUUUGUUUUUUUUAAACUUUGCAGCAUAGCUGUGAGGUAUGCACCCUUGGCCUAAUACUGGCUGCAAAGUCACUGAUCUGUCUACUGUGACAAACUGGUUCCUUCUUUUAACUUCCCACCUGGGGUGCAAGCAUGAUUCCUGGAAGAAGCUCAUUUUCAUAGGAGAGCAGGCUUGACUUGAGUACAGUAAUCAACCAAUCAAAUCAGAGAAGCUUGUUCAGCAUUAGAAUUGUUUAUCUAAGUUUAUAUUCAGGAAAAUGUAUUAUAAAUGCAGUAUAUGGUGUUUGAGCUGACGCACCCAUGCCCUGUGCAGGGGGAAAGAAAUGUUCAAAUUUCAUUUAAAAAACAAACAAACAAAAGUUGUGGAGAGAUUAUUGAGUGAUGGAAAACAAUACUGGUUUGUUUUCCAAAGAUGAUGUUUCAAAACGUAAUCUUCCCUCCUUAUAACCUAUUAUGUAAACUUAUAACCUCAUUUUAAACACCUACAAUAUAUGCAACAUGGCUUCCUUAGCAACUGCCUUAAUAAACCAAGUGACUUUUCAUAAAUUUUCUACAAUCACAAAUGCACUAAUGUGCAUGCUGAAUGCAUGUGAGAACCCUUGAAUAAUGAAGUUAAACAAUACAUCAAUUACAGUUUAAUCUAUUCUGUACCAGUCUAAUCGACAAAAUUGUGAAAUCUGAAUAAAAAAAAAAUGUCUGUAUAUUUCCAGAAUUUUAAGCAGUUCCGAAAUAAUUAUUUCAAUUAUUAUUUCAUUUAGAUUCAGGGUGUUUAAUUGGUUAUUAAGUAAGAAGUAUAAUGAAUACAGCCUGUAAUGGAAGCAUGUGAAAAAGAUCCUGACAGUGUUGUUUGCGGGCGCCAUUGCUGACUUGUUAAUGGGAUGCAUAGGUGCACACGGCAUUACAUAUUACUGCAUCUUAAAAUGAUCACUUCAACAAAAGUUAAUAUAACACCUUACUACCUGGCAUGUGGGUUUACAUCUUAACUUUCUAAACCGUGUUUGCACUCUAUAGCAGCAGCAGCAGUUUACAAAUGAUAUGCAUGCGAUUGUGCCCAUAAAGGUAAUAACAACUGAAGUGGCUAUACAUACUAUAUCCGGCCCUUCCAAAAGGCAGUAACAUUUGGAACUCAAGUCAUGCCUCGUCUCUCCUACUUCACCAAGAUGCUUAUUCUCAAACCGAGCCACCCCGUUCUAUGUGCACUGUUCAGCCUUUAUUAACUUAAGUGCUUUGCGGCCUCUGAGCCCCCUGGCGAUCCCCUAGUGUGACAGGAAUGUGUAAGGCUUGUUUAGGGAAACAAAAGCAGUGAAGGAGACUGUACAUAAAGAAAAAUAAAUAAAUCAUGGCAACAAUUAUUAUUGCAAUAGUUCUGGGGGUAUUAUUCAAUCUGGCAGCUCCGUGAAAUAUAUAUGAAAGCCUGUGAAGCUGCAUGAUAUGAGAGAAUCAAGGGUCUCUCCAAUGCAUCGCCUUGUCUGCCUUGUAGACAGUAAUUUGUACACUGUAUAGUUUGUUUAUUUUAUUUUAUUUUAUUUUUUUAAGGCUUUCUCUUUUUUUUUUAUUAACUUACCCUGUUUUAUAAAGGUAGCUUUUUUAAACAUUCUAAAGGAUAUGUGUGUUAUUUCCAUUUUUUAAAGAAGAGAAAUAAACUAUUGCUCUUAUGGAGACUGGACUUGAGUUAAAACUCUCCAGUUUACAUUAAUUUAUAUAUUAAAAAUGACUGUCCAUUUAGCAUUUGUCCUACAUAUUCCAAUACUUAAAAAGUACUGGUAACAUAUCCUUUACAAAAUUGUAAAUUGUGAAAAGUUUUAUGAAGGUUAUUUUGUUGUAUUUAGUGUUGAUGAAUUUGGAUUUUGGAAACAUUUAAUAAUGUUGGCAGUAACACUGUCAUUUUUUAUUAGUAUGGCCUUAGCAAGAGUUCUUGUGAUUUUUUUUUUUUACUGGUAUGGGAAUUACAGCAUAUGAAAUGGCAGACAAAGAUUUUAAAAACACCUUGUCACCUUGAUGUGAAAAACACUUUUAUGAGAUUUAGUGUUGCUCCAUCUCUGGACAUUUGUUAAGGUGACACCAGAACUAGUUCUGUCCAUGUACUGAAAUUGGAAAACAUUGUGUAAAACUAUGAAGGCUGCAGAAUGGGAUCAUAUUAUACAGUGUACAGUAAUUUUAAACAUGAUAAAAGGACAAUGCAAUGUUGCUGGCAGUUAGGCCCUAAGCAUGAUUACCACAUACAGUUUACAUGUUUCUGUCACGGUCGUUUGAAAGAAAAUAAAAAAUAAAUAUAAGCAAAGGUAUACAAAUGUAUCAAAACAUUACAACAGCGUGCUUCCUGGAUCCUUUUCAUUGUCAUUGAGAAUUCCUGAAUGUGCAGGCUAAGCAAAUUAACAGUGAAAAAAGCCUAAAGUUGCAUGUUAGUACUCCAUUUAUGUAUUGAAGGAGUUCAAAGAAAACUGCCUUCAUAUUUGCACUUUCUGCUAGUUCCCCUAUUCCACUUAGUUCCACAACAAUUGUGUAGGUGUGUACAGUUAACAGUUGGUACCUAAAUUACGUACAUCACUAGAAGAUGGAUGAUAGCCUGGACCACUGAUAUUGCCCUUUGACCUUUUAGGGUCACUAUAUUCAAAUGCCAUGGUAGCUCCUUAUACUGUUUCUAUACCACAGCACACAAUGUUACAAGAGAAGAUGGAAAUGGUCAAUUUUUACAUUUGUUGUUGUAGUUUGUUCUACAAUGGUUGUAGGUUUUCUUUUUUUUAAGCGCUGAAUAGUUUCAAAUGUCUGGGAAUAUUGCACACGUAUGAGAUAACAAUUUUAACAGCAGUAAACAAAAAUUGCAUCAGUGACACUGACUUUUUACAUUAGAAUACAAACAAACCCAGCUGUACUAGAUACAUUGCUCUGACUAUUGUUGUCCAAACCAAGAACGUUGGGACUAUUGGUAUGCAAGGAGGCACAGUGACAUUUCCAGGAUAAUUCUUGAAUUUUUACAGAAUGUGUUUUAAAACUGUGCUACAGGGACUGGUGUGACACAUGUAUUUACUAAUUGAAUUUUAAGAGGUGUGUUCUAUUUAAAUGUGUUGUUUUUGGAGGGCAUUGAUUACUGUGUGAACUAACAUCAGGUUAUGUAAACAAGAAUGAAACAAAAACCAGCAAAUGUUUUACCAAAAGGAAAAAAAAAACCAGUCAAAUAAGCAGUGCCUGUUCAAGUUCACAGUCUCUGUGGAGUUCACUUGUAAAAAAAAUAAAACCCUCUUCUUGAUAGAAUUAUUGUCAAAAACUUCUACAUACAGAUUGUGAGCGAAGGCUCUUCCCAGGCCUUUUUUCAUUACGGUUUGUGCUUCAUUCACAUGAAACUUCUAGUCAGCUGGGAUGGAGUGGCCCCUGUCUCUUGUAAGAUCUUGAUAUUUCUCUUGAGAAAAAAAAAAAAAAAAAAAAAAAAAAAUUUUAGGGCAGUGUGUUUCAAUGCUACAUUUAGUACAACAGUAGAUGACAAGUAGACAGUUUAAACAUGCUUAGUAGCUACACCGCAGGGUUGUUCCAUUUUGGAUCUUGUGGCACUUUUACACCCCUUGGCUAAAAAUAUUUUUAAUUUUCAAAACUGAAAUACAAGAACAAAAUCAAGGUCCCUGUCAUAACAGGCAAGUAUAGACACAAGCCUUUGUAGCUGGCUGUAUGUAAUGUAUCAUAAUCUAGUUGCCUAAAUGUAUUAUUUUUUUCUGUUUCUGUAACUCAGGCCUCUGUUGACAGGAGCAGGAGAGGGAGGGGCUGAUGGUUUAAAAACAUGUUUUGGUGUUCUUCUUUUUAAGGGACUUAUUUCCUGUCUGCUGUGUAGCAGAAGGGACUGUCUUUGGGCUUGUUGCAAAUGGUACAGGGGCUAAAACUGCCACAAGAUUAAAAUCAGUGUAAAUAAAGCUUGACUUAUUGUGAUUGUUACUGUUAUAUCCAGCCUAUACUGCUAGCAGCUGCUCAUACUGCAGUCAAUUACUGGAAGUGGAUAUAUUUCCUAUGCAAAACUGUUUAAACAAUAAAAUGAGCUAUGCUACAAAA